Molecule: messenger RNA, 4130 nt
Organism: Ectocarpus sp. CCAP 1310/34
Lineage: Eukaryota; Phaeophyceae; Ectocarpales; Ectocarpaceae
Source: the annotation of a GenBank genome assembly
AUGUUCGCGGACGCAGCCUCCGUCGAAGCUUCCACCUUGGCCAACGUCACUGCGGUUGCGGAACUGUACGAUCCACGUCUCAGCGCUGAAAGCGGAUGCGAUCCCUCUGGGUGUGUCGCCGAGUUAACCAGAGAUGGAGAUGCGACAUCCCUUGAAUCCCGAUGGGCCUGCAAGCCCGCCCUUGGCGAUGCCGGCUCGGAGUGUAGGAUCACAUACGGCCUCGGCAUCCAGUACCAGCUGUCCAGUUUGAACAUCGCGAUGUACAAGGGUGACGAGCGGACGAGGACCCUCGAAAUCAGCAUCGACAACCUCCCGUACACUACUUGGACCAGCUCGGGCACGACCACCGGCUUCGAAACCAUUGAACUCGACACUAUGGGACGAUGGAUCUCUAUUGUCGGUGUUCUGGCGGAUUCGGAGUGGCUCAGCAUCAUGGAGGUGAAAAUUAUGAUCGACGAUGGCGAGACAGGCUCGGAUGAUGACAACACCACGACCAACGCAUCUGGCGUAGAAGCGAGUACUCUAGGUUCAGUGACGGCUGGGGCUUCCUUCUACGAUCCCCGCCUGGCCGUCGAUGGCGGAUGCGACCCGAGCGGAUGUGUGGUUGACAACACGAGGGAUGGGGACCUAUCGACAGCGUCUCGCUGGAGCUGCGCCCCUACGCUCGGUGGCGAAUGUACUAUUUCGUACGACCUCGGGACCGCGUAUGACCUCGACGAACUCCGUCUAGCCAUGUUCAAAGGCACUGAGAGGCAGGUGUCAAUGAAGGUGAGGGUUGACGAUGCGCUUGUUACUACCUGGACCAGUUCGGGCACGACGGAUGGCUUCGAGGCCAUCGAUUUGUCGGGCACAUGGGGCCAGGUGUUGGAGAUCACUGGCGUCCUGGACGACUCGGAGUGGCUCAGCAUCAUCGAGGCGGAAAUCAUGGUGCUGGAAGACGGUGCCAGCCCUAUGCCGACAACUCCUAGCCCAUCGCCCGCAACGCCCAGCCCUGCAACGGCUCAACCCGUCACGUCUACCACCGGAACUCUGCAGCCUGUGGGUCUUAUCCCCUUGGCCAGUACUGGCGGAACCAGCCUCGAGAGGUACCACGUCAAGGACGGAGACAUGUCGACUUCCUGGACCUGCUCCGGCAACCCUCAAGAGACCGCCGACACGUCCUACGACUGUAUCCUCCAAUUCAGCAUGUUCUGCCACCGGAACAUCAAGCAGGUCAAAAUCGCUCUGCCCGAUGGUGCCGAACGUGCGGUGGACAUGAGGAUUGCCGCCCCGUAUAGCUCGAAUAGCGCCAGCUUCGAGGAAAUUUUCGUUACGAGUUCGGGGACCACGGACGGCUUCGAAACGUACGACUUUGACCACUUCACGAAUUACGUGUCCAUCGCCGGAGUGUUCACAAGCAGCGGCCAGUCUAUCAGCAUCUCGGAGGUGGAGUUUGUCGAAGAGAUCCAGGACGGCGAGGUGUCCGUCGUUGACUUCGAAACGCCGUACUAUGGUGACGCCCUGUGGCCCGGCGCCACGACGGAUGCCUUCGUGUGGGCUUCCGAGUCCGACGCAGCCAUCGACGAGAAGCUAUCGUUCGUCCUCAAAUCCUACGCCGUUAUGGAAGCGGUCGAGCUGCAGUUUCCCAUUGGAGAGACCUACAAGUUCGAGUUGACGCUCUACGAUGACGAAGACGAGAUCGUGUCCACCUUUACCGGGUUCGAAAGCGUGGAUUCCGAAGGAUGGCAGCGCUUCGAACUUGGCACGAUCGACGAUCCUGUGACCGAGAUCGCCAUCGUCAUGAAGGGGACGGGCUCGGAGGCGCCGGGUUUCAAGCUCGCGAAUGCCCGCUUCUUCGGCACCGCAAUCGACAACCCCAGCGACACCUUCUACGUGGGCUCCACGUACGUCACCGAGUGGAACAGCGAUAGGUACCCGGACUUCGUGGCAGAGGGUACCGGAGACCAAAAGGCCAUCAUGGGCGCUAUCUGCGCGGUGAAGAAGGCUUCUUUCGACGGCGUGGACUGUGUCGGCGGUGAUGACGCUGCCACGGGCGAGGUGAGCAUGCCCAUGGGCGAGUGGUUCGUGGACGGCAACAUCUUCAUGAAGUCGGGAGUCCACCUCCACGCCUGGUUUUCCAUAGACGACUCCCCGUACACGACCGACAUCAUCCUUGAAGACGGAGCGGCAGGAAAGACGGACACCGCCGCCAUGAUCGUCAUGGACAACAUAUCUAACGCACGGCUUUCAAACACGUGGAUUAUCGGCAACUACGACAGCGAGACUAGCAACGACACGCCCACCGUGCAUGGCCUGGGGUCUGUUGGCCUCUCCAUCACGGGCUCCACGAACAUCACGUGCAUAGACGCCAGCGUUUAUUCCAGCGACGGUGACGCCCUCGUCGUGCGCGACUCCCAAAUGAUCAACAUCGAUUCUGGGCCCUACGAUGAUGAUUACCUCCCUUGGACUAUCGGCCAAAGCCGUGGCACUGGGAUUGUGGUCGACUCGUCGGACUCUGUGUGGGUUCGCCGCUACACCACAUACGACAAUGGCGUAGCCGGUAUCCACGUUUCGGGUUCCAACAAUUUUACCUUCGAGGCCACAAUCGCGGACAAAUGCUGGGGUGAAGACUGUGUGCUCGAGGGCGAGGGCAACGUUGGAAGCCUGGACGGGCAGCAGCCUAUCGAAGUCGUCGUCGAGAGCUCCACUCUCGUCAAAUUCCAAGACAUGAAGGUCCAAUCCGUCAACGACCCGGUGAUUGUUGUGUCCGGCAGCUCUGGGGUGUCCUUUGACAACUGCGGCUUCUCCAACGUCGAAACUGGCACAUGCGUCAUUCAGACUGACACCACCAGCGAGGUAACGACGGGUGAUGACCCGGAGCUCAGCCUCGACGGCACAUGCUACGUCAAGGUGUGAGGACGGACGACCAGCAGCGCCGCAGAGGGGAGAUCGACGCUCAUUUCAAGCGGAGCGUCCGAAAGGUUGAUGCUUCCUUGGGGUUUGCUGCGUAUGGGAGGGUCGCGGUGGGCGUUGAACGUACCCUCCGUGUGUUUCAGGGUAAGUGCAAUUAUGCUCAUAUUGUAGUCUAGAAACUCUGGCUAGUGCAACGUUUGUGUGAAGUGAUCGAUGGAUGGUGUUCUCCUGGUAUAGAGUAUGUACAAGUCCAUGGGGAUCGAUGGUAUAGUGUGUGAAUAGAGCCCACGCUACCUUUCAGCUGGUCGGCGUGCUACAACUGUGCCAACAAUUUCCGAACGAGCGUAGUCUUGCUUGUCGCUCUGCGUGUGAUGCACGUCCAUCCCUGGAGUUACACUAGAUGGGGAUGGCCGGACUUGGACAAGGGGUGACUGUUGUUCGUAGUAACGUCACGCAGUCAAAGCCAAGCAGGCACCACAGCGGUACACGUCAGCGAGCUGACGUGUGUUAAGUCGGCUUGGUUUGGGCUGUGUAGGGGGAGGGUAGUGUGGAGGAGUCCUCGCCCUAUCCCCACACGUUCUCGACUUGCGCCGUAGACAAUAGAAAUAUGCAAUGUCGGUGCUUUGGUUGUUGGGAUGGUCGUAUAGCCCAGAAUUGUCUUGGUCGACUCUCGGCGUACGUGGUUCGGUCACGGCGCGAAUAUGCGCCUGCUGAAGCUCUCAUGUCGCUUUGUAGCUCAUGUGAAUGGUCGUAGCGAAUACACGGGCACACGAUGAGUAUUUUUAGGCUCAGCCGUCUCCGGCGAACGUCAACACUGUUCGGACCACUUUCAAGUCCCCUUCGGUUGAAGACAUUUUUUGGCUCCAUCGAAGAACAAUUGUUUUUUCGGGGUCGGUUCUACGAACCCCUUGUGUCGACAACUGAAAACAACGGUAGAUGCUUGCUCUCGUCUCAUAUACGUUAUAGCGACAAUGUCUCAGUGGUGCCCCCACACGUAGUCCUCUCCACCAGCUUGCAAAGGUUCCGUGUGUCGCGUCCCCUAGAUCAAUGAGGCAAGCCUUGAGCACGGGUUUCGAAACUCCUCUGCACAACGUGGACUAGCCGCGGCAAGAAUCUGGGUGUUGGCGUUGGUACCUUGUUACCUCCAUUCCGUUUUCUGCCGUCUCGUCUAGUCCAUGUCUGGAAUGCCCACAACACGUUUGACGGGGUAUGCGUCGCGGCAUGUGGUCAGGCAACUC